GCAGCAACGUGAAGAAAACAAUCGUACCCGGGAACACGGUGCAGCGCGAGGAGACGGAACGAGGUCGGCACAUGAAGUUAGCAGACAGUUAGCAUGGACUCUACAGGACAAUAUUCCUAACCUGGAGGAAUUCUUUCCAUCUGUGGACACUUCCGGACUACAGGAAUAUUAAUAAGCCAGGAAAGGACGGGGACUGGAGGUUUAGGACAGACUCCAGCUCAUCUGUGGGACGAGACCCUUCUGACUUCAGGACGUCCGUCUGAAUUAGUUCCCCCUGAAGAACAAGAAUGAGUUCUCCACAAAAGAAUCCAGAGUGAGUCCAGCAGCCCCAGUGGAGAUCUGCUGGAUCUCAGGACCAGAGAGGAAUGGAGGAGGACAACCAGAACCAGGAGCAGCGGAGCACCGAGGUCCCCAGAAGACCAGCAGCAGACUGGGACUCUGAUAGCAGCCAUGUUCAGGAGCCCUCAGCAGACGUCAAGCUGGCGACCGUAGCAGGGAAGAAGGGCAAGAAGGAUGAGGACAAGCAGCCUGCAGGUCCUCCAACAGCAGCAGCAGAGGAGGAAGAGGAGGAUUAUGAGGUGGAGAAGAUUUUGGACCACAGAGUGGUGAAGGGAAGAGUAGAGUUUCUGCUGAAAUGGAAGGGGUUCUCACAUGAGGAUAACACAUGGGAGCCGCAAGACAACCUGGACGGCCCCAACCAUAUCACUGAGUACAUGCAGAAACACAAGGAGAAGGAGGAGAAAAAGAAGGAGGGCAAGAGGAAAGUUGUCAGUGAGGCCUCGGGAGACUCAGAGGAGCGAGGGAGCAAGAGGAAGGAGGAGGAGGAGCCCUCAGCAGAUGUCAAGCUGGCCACCGUAGCAGGAAAGAAGGCCGAGGAGGAGGAGGAGGAGCAGCCUGCAGAUCCUUCUGCAGCAGCAGACAAGAAGGAGGAGGAGGAGGAGGAGGAGGAAGAGGAGGAAUAUGUGGUGGAGAAGGUUUUUGACCGCAGAGUGGUGAAGGGAAGAGUAGAGUUUCUGCUGAAAUGGAAGGGGUUCUCAGAUGAGGAUAACACAUGGGAGCCGGAAGACAACCUGGACUGCCCCGACCUUAUCGCUGAGUACAUGCAGAACCACAAGGAGAAGGAGGAGAAGAAGGAGGGCAAGAGGAAAGUUGUCAGUGAGGCCUCAGGAGACUCAGAGGAGCGAGGGAGCAAGAGGAAGAAGGAGGAGAAACGGAGAGGAGGAGAGGGACCCAAACGUCACCACUGUCAACACUGUAACAAAUCCUUCACAAAAUCUGGAUAUUUAAAGAUUCAUCACAGAGUUCACACUGGAGAGAAGCCUUACAGCUGUGAUCAAUGUGGGGCAGCUUUCACACAACAGAGUAGCCUAAAAAACCAUCAACGCAUUCACACUGGAGAGAAGCUGUACAGCUGUGAUCAAUGUGGGGCAGCUUUCACACAACAGGGUAACCUAAAAAACCAUCAACGCAUUCACACUGGAGAGAAGCCGUACAGCUGUGAUCAAUGUGGGGCAGCUUUCACACAACAGGGUAACCUAAAAAACCAUCAACGCAUUCACACUGGAGAGAAGCCGUACAGCUUUGAUCAAUAUGGGGCAGCUUUCACACAACAGGGUAACCUAAAAAACCAUCAACGCAUUCACACUGGAGAGAAGCCGUACAGCUGUGAUCAAUGUGGGGCAGCUUUCAAACUGCAGUGUAACCUAAAAAACCAUCAACGCAUUCACACUGGAGAGAAGCCAUACAGCUGUGAUCAAUGUGGGUCAGCUUUCACACUACAGGGUAACCUAAAAAACCAUCAACGCAUUCACACUGGAGAGAAGCCGUACAGCUGUGAUCAAUGUGAGAAAACGUUCACCACUCCAGGAGAAGUUGAAAUCCACCGACGUGUUCACACUGGAGAGAAGCCGUAUUGCUGUGAACAAUGUUGGAAAACUUUUUCUCGGAGUAGUCACCUUAAAACCCACCAGCGCAUUCACACUGGAGAGAAGCCUUACUGGUGUGAACAAUGUGGGAAAACUUUUUCUUGGUGUAAUAGCCUUAAAUAUCACCAGCGCAUUCACACUGCCUCGUAGUGAACAUGUUUCCGAGCCAAGCUGUUUCCUCCUGUCUCCUCCUCAUGCCCUGAUAGCUGAGUUGUUAUAUUCUGAUCUUCUCUCCACAUUGAAGGCUGACCAGCAGUAACUUGAUCUUCUCAACAGCAUGGAUGUUAUCCUGGAUCAGCUGGACACUCGAACACUCGACUUAAAACUUAUUUGCAACGUUCAUUGACACUUUUUUGGCGAUUUUUUUUUUUAUUUAUUCUAAUGUUGAAGCUGUUUUACCACAAUGUUCCCACAGUGUGAAGGGGAAGGCCCAGAGGCGACCAUUUAGUGUUUGCUCUGCGUAAACGUUAAGAGGUUUAAAAUGUUUCAGUUGGAAAACGUAGGCAUGUUUGUUUGGUAAAAACUUUGCUCUCAUCUUUUGAAACAUAUUACAUGUUUUUAAAAAAUUUUUUGCCUGACAGGAAGUCGGUCUAAUUUUCAUUUUAGGAUUACAUGUUACAGGACAUUUAUUAAUCUGACAUCUGUAGAAUAACGUCAAUGAUUCAUUUGUUUUAAAUGUCUGGAAAUGUGGAUCAACUAAAUGCAAAAUAAAUGAAAUAAAACAAG
Messenger RNA from Perca fluviatilis (European perch), 2651 nucleotides. RefSeq names its product zinc finger protein 2-like. The coding region runs from base 366 to 2075 and encodes 569 amino acids. Gene Ontology annotation, biological process: regulation of transcription by RNA polymerase II. Gene Ontology annotation, molecular function: DNA-binding transcription factor activity, RNA polymerase II-specific; RNA polymerase II cis-regulatory region sequence-specific DNA binding. The transcript is spliced from 8 exons. The record is from RefSeq and is a predicted model, not a curated record. NCBI's taxonomy places the organism in Eukaryota, Metazoa, Chordata, Actinopteri, Perciformes, Percidae.